GCUGCACUUCCGGUGGAGACGUGGCUCUGUCCUGCUGCCAUAUUGACGCUGGACUGGCUAACCCGCAGUCACACAUCCUCAAGAGAGCUAGAGCCUUGUGCCUCGCCUAUUCGGAGUGAUUAGUACAACCCAAACUAAAAAUAAGACAAGAAACUGAAGGUCUUCGUCAUACAGCGAGAAAAACAAAAAUGGUGCUGUUGGCAGCGGCGGUGUGCACCAAGGCUGGCAAGGCCAUCGUUUCACGACAGUUUGUCGAAAUGACGCGGACAAGAAUUGAAGGUCUUCUAGCUGCAUUCCCCAAACUGAUGAACACAGGGAAGCAGCAUACCUUUGUGGAAACAGACAGUGUCCGUUAUGUGUACCAGCCCCUGGAGAAGCUCUACAUGGUCCUUAUUACCACCAAGAACAGCAACAUCCUUGAGGACCUUGAGACACUCAGACUUUUCUCUCGCGUGAUCCCAGAAUACUGCCGGGUGCUGGAGGAGAGCGAAAUAUCAGAGCACUGUUUUGACCUGAUCUUUGCCUUUGAUGAGAUUGUGGCUUUAGGGUACAGAGAGAACGUCAACCUGGCUCAAAUCCGCACCUUCACAGAGAUGGACUCCCAUGAGGAGAAGGUUUUCCGUGCAGUUAGAGAGACUCAGGAAAGAGAGGCCAAGGCUGAAAUGAGGAGAAAGGCCAAAGAGCUGCAGCAGGCGAGAAGGGAUGCUGAACGUUCUGGCAAAAAGGGACCAGGUUUUGGUGGCUUUGGCAGUGGUGGCAUGAGCAGCAUCUCCUCAGGCUCUAUCAUCACGGAAACCAUCGUAGAACCUGAAAAGCCCAAGAUAACACCAGCUCCAGUCAGACCAAGUGGACCAAGUAAGGCCCUGAAGCUGGGUGCUAAAGGGAAAGAGGUGGACAACUUUGUUGAUAAAUUAAAGUCUGAAGGAGAAACUAUCAUGCCGUCCUCUGGGAAAAGAGGCUCAGAUGUUUCAAAAGCUCUACCAUCGCCAGUGAAUGUAGAGAGUGUACAUCUCCGUGUUGAGGAGAAGAUCUCGCUCACUUGUGGGCGUGAUGGUGGGCUGCAGAACAUGGAGGUUCUGGGCAUGGUGACGCUCCGAGUCACAGAUGACAAGAACGGACGCAUUCGCCUUGUUCUUGUAAAUAAUGACAGUAAAGGGCUACAACUACAAACGCAUCCCAAUGUGGACAAGAAGUUGUUCACCGCCGAUUCAGUGAUUGGCCUGAAGAACCCUGAGAAGUCCUUCCCUCUCAACAAUGAUGUUGGCGUCCUAAAAUGGAGACUACAGACCACAGACGAGUCACUUAUACCUUUAACCAUAAACUGUUGGCCUUCAGAAAGCGGCACUGGCUGUGACGUAAAUAUCGAAUACGAGCUGCAAGAGGAGAGCCUGGAACUCAACGACGUCGUCAUUACCAUACCAGUGCCGUCUGGUGUGGGUGCUCCUGUUAUUGGAGAUCUGGAUGGAGAGUACAAACACGACAGUAGGCGAAAUGUCCUGGAGUGGUGCCUACCUGUCAUUGAUGCCAACAACAAGACUGGCAGCCUGGAGUUCAGCAUUAGCGGGCAGCCCAAUGACUUCUUCCCCGUUAAUGUGUCCUUUGUGUCCAAACGCAACUAUUGCGACAUUCAGGUUGCCAAAGUGACCCACGUUGAUGGAGACAGCUCUGUUAGAUUCUCUUUGGAGACCUCCUUUGUUGUUGACAAAUAUGAAAUCCUGUAAGAAUUUUUGAAGAAAAGUGAAAAUAAAUAGCCCACAAAAAUUAGUCCAAAUCUGCUCCAGAGAACGAUUGACAAUUCCUUGCCUGCCCACCCUGUAUACUAUUACACAGACUGUGUACGUCAACAGGACUUCAUCAUCCCUUCUGGCAAAUCCGCUACCAAGUGCUGGAACAGCUGCAGUGGUUUAUUUAUGUUUCUAAGAGCAGGAAGGAUCAGUUAAACAGUAAUUGAAAUUUCAGAACUAUAUUGAUUAUAUUGUUACCGACCUGAAUGGAGGCCGAGGAUGAUUGCGGGCGGGCCACUGGUCACAUCGUGCUCGGGACAAGCUUUUGGGGAACCUGACAACACGGUGCAAUGGUAUCAGCCUUCACUCCAGUUGGCCCAAAUACUCAACAUGCACCCAACUGUUAUUCUUUCUUCUCUAUGUUGCAUUGCAAUAGUUUGAUAAUGCUGAUCGGGGUUCUUGUUUUCUUUUUCUGAUUUUGUGUCCUAAACUGUUCUCAUGUCUGUCAUUAUAAGCAAUCAAACUGUUGUUGCUCUCGCCAAUAUUUUUUCCCCAUGCAAGGACACUUUACUAAAAAAGGUUACAGAUUGGACCUUGUCUCAAAAGCAAUUACUCAUUAUAUAUCUGCGGCCAUUUUCGUUAACAUCAUAGAGGAGUCUUUUCUUUUUAACAUACCUUUUUGCUGUGUAAUUGGUCAUUUUACACCACAUGGCAUUGAAGUAUGACAGUGGAAAGCAGAUGUACCCAAUGAAUAUAUUUGAGUAUUUCAAUUUAGAUAUUUUUGUAAUUCCCUGGUAACCCUUCUUUGCACAAAAGUCUAGUUGUGUUACAGUAAUGGCAAUUACAUUGUGGGGAGUGGUAAUUUAGACAAGGGCCAAAAACAAAUCCAAAUAACCCACAGAAAUAAGUUAUUGGGCACUCCAUAACCAGCGGCUCACACCCAUAUCCAUCAAUGUAUUUUUUUUCUUGACAUCUAAGAUUAAAUCAAUAUUCAAAAAUUGAUAAUAGCCAUAUUAGUACGGUAUUAUUACUUGUGGAUCUCUGGUAAAUCACUUUUUAGUUACUUCAGUGACAUUACGGCCUCCACAAUAAUUGGCAGUAAUGGACCUUGAAUGUUGGUUUGCCACCCACCAACGAAGCAGACAUUAGGGCUGAUUGUAUUUUAUAAACGGUCAAUGGGCUGAAUAAGUCAAAAUGCCCGUUUUACGUUCAUUUUGGUAGCGACCAGAUGACGGUUGCUUCUUACACGUAGAAAAGUCAAAAAAGGGCUUUGGCUGAAGGAUACCUAUUUAUUACAGAUCAAUUUCCAUAUACUGUCUGAUUUUGGGCCAUGUUUGCCCAUGAAAAGCUGUAAAGACUGCCAAUUAUUGGGAUUUUUUUUUCCUCGGGCAUGGUACAUCCAUAGCAAUUAUAAAUCACGAGAGGUCCACAGGUAAUGCAUUCCAAUCCUGUGCGAAUCUGCCUUUUUUUUUUUUUUUAAACAACUAAAUAUUUCAGUGAUUUUGGGGUGGUUUAUUUUUCACUUGAACUCCCCAAAUUUCAAUUUAGCAAGGGUUGUAUGGCCGAGUUGAAAAUGACUAAAGCGUUUUUUAUUUCUGAAGGGAAUCGUAACAUUCCAUUGUACUAUUAGGGGGAAAGCAGAAUCUUUAAUGUAAUAAAAUGUAUUCUUGAAAGGUU
This is a messenger RNA of Corythoichthys intestinalis (scribbled pipefish), 3401 nucleotides long. RefSeq names its product coatomer subunit delta. Gene Ontology annotation, biological process: Golgi localization; endoplasmic reticulum to Golgi vesicle-mediated transport; retrograde vesicle-mediated transport, Golgi to endoplasmic reticulum. Gene Ontology annotation, cellular component: COPI vesicle coat. The record is from RefSeq and is a predicted model, not a curated record. The coding region runs from base 189 to 1721 and encodes 510 amino acids. Lineage: Eukaryota; Metazoa; Chordata; Actinopteri; Syngnathiformes; Syngnathidae. The transcript has 10 exons.